CUGAUACAAUCCAUACACUCACUAUGGCAUUUCAGGUGUGUAAGUUGCCCGUUCUCUGCCUCCUGUUCUGUUACUGGAGCUCGACAUCAACAGUGACCGGAUUUACUACUGAACAACUAAAAAGGGUAACGGAUUAUGUCAGCCAGACAUACAGUAUUACUGGAGAGUACGCCUAUGUGAUUAAGUUUGAUAAAACUGAAUGUAACCAACUGACUGAUCAAAAUAUAGCGGAUGCUUUGGAAAAAGAUACAGUGGAUGAUAUAACAAAGUCACUCAGCAGUGAAAGUCAGAUAUACGAAGGAACACGGAUGGUAAUAUCAUUACAUAAAGACCUGGGUAACUAUGUAAAGGAGCACGCCGCAUAUCGACUUCUAUAUCCAACUUCUGGGUCAAAAAAAUCGCCAUUGGAAAAUCUAAUGAAAAAAUCACCCGGUGCUGGAUGUGCAAUAUUCUUCAGUUUAAACUCACCGUGUCAAGCGUAUUGUACCAAACCCAAUCGGCGAUAUCAUAUUGUACAAAAACUACGCCAGUUUAAUAGCAUCAAAAAGAACAUUAACAAAGCAUUUGUUUUCAAGGAGCUUUACAAUGAGCCAAACUUUCAAGUUUGCUGUCCUGAGAAACGCUUGAAAGCAAUUGAUAAGAAAAUGCCCCUGUAUCGCUGUGACGAUGACUGCUUUCUAUGCUUUCCAAAUGGCGUCUUUAAUCAUAAAUGUAUGGCUUAAUCCAG
Molecule: messenger RNA, 727 nt
Organism: Pelobates fuscus (common spadefoot toad)
Lineage: Eukaryota; Metazoa; Chordata; Amphibia; Anura; Pelobatidae
Exons: 3
Coding region: 24-722 (232 amino acids)
Source: RefSeq, a predicted model, not a curated record